This is a messenger RNA of Laccaria bicolor S238N-H82, 942 nucleotides long. RefSeq lists its product as uncharacterized. The record is from RefSeq and is a predicted model, not a curated record. Lineage: Eukaryota; Fungi; Basidiomycota; Agaricomycetes; Agaricales; Hydnangiaceae. The coding region runs from base 1 to 849 and encodes 282 amino acids. The transcript has 6 exons.
AUGCAGAGGAUACCAAAGCCCUGGCCAUCAGCUCGAGAUCUCAUUACACUUCUUGACAAGGCUGGCAGUUCAUUCACAUUUGCUACUACAUUGAUCCAAUGUGUUGGUGGAGAUCUCAUACCACACAGGGCCUUGCAAAAACUUCUGGCAUCAGGAGAUAAUGGUCUAGAUUCACUCUAUAAACAAGUGCUCUCCUCUGUUUCUUUGACUAGAGACUUCUGUCAGAUUCUCGGAACAAUCAUGAGUCUGGAGGAUAACAAAUCCAUUUCCUUUCUUGGCUCUUUUCUCUCUCUUCAGCAUGAGGAGGUCAUUUGUGGGCUAUUGCAAGUGCAGUCCAUUAUCAAAAUUCCUGGAGAUGAUAGGGAGCCUAUUAUGCUCUAUCACACAUCUCUCUGGGAUUUUUUGACCAUCCAAUCACGAUCAAAGCGAUAUUAUAUCUAUCCUUCUCUGCAACAUCUUCAUCUAGCCAUACUGUCUUUGCAGCAUCUGGUAAAAUAUCCUUCAAAAGACUUUUUUGAGGGUGAUGUGGUCAAGUAUGCUUCCCUUAAUUGGCCACACCAUAUUCUUUUGGCAUUCCAGGAGCAAGGAUCAAAUGUAGAGGAAACAAUUAUGACCACUAUGGUAACUCUUGUUAAGAACUUACUGAUCUUUCAGAGUAAAACAUGGUAUAACACUUUGCUGAAUAUGAGUACUGGUGAAAGGGAAGGGAUGUUAAGCUGUGUGAAGGAUGGAAAGAUUUUGUUUCAGACAUUGCAAGGGUCAAUUAUUACAAAGAAUUUGAUCAAGAUAUUUCAACAAGUCAUUGAUUUCUAUGAAGAGAAUAAUUUUGUGGGCCAAUAUUUUGCAUAACAUGUCACAUCUUAUCAGCAGCUGUCUGUUUCUUUCAGAGAGUAAGUAUUAAAUGUUGACCUUGCUACUUGUACAGCUAAUGUUCUUGUUUAU